AGUGAUUCAGUCGGCAUAUCUAGAGGCUGCUGAAGGUUGCUCAAUCCCAUCACCAGGAUGGACCUUGCUUCAGCGCCCCGUGGGGAGAGCCCGCCGUUGAAGGCUCCGCUGGUGGAGAUAGAAGCCGCGGAGGUGGAAAGAAGCCUCCCGCAAGAGAACGCCGCUCCGGAGGAAAAGGGUUCAAACUCGCAGUCCGAGUACGAGUCUGACAGCGAUGCGCUGGAUGAUGAGUGGGAGACUCAGUCCCUUUACGAGGAUGCCAUCCAGAUGAUUCGCGAUGACCAACUUCGCGACGGAACAAUACCCGGAGCUUGUACCCUAGAGGAGGCUAUUGAGUUUCGGAAGAGGCUGCAUGAAGUUGGCAAAGCGCAAUUUGUGGAGGAGACGAUUGCUCGCGACACGGUGACCGCGAAGAAGCUUUGUACUGCCUUUGGGAUUCUUCCUCCAUCUUUUCUCGAAGGUGCACCGGACGAGGCUUAUCAUCCGUUACUUGCGAUCGCCAUCUCUCGGGAGUUCGCGAGACGUCAAAAAUUGCCACAAUACAACUCGGUUGAUGAUGCCGUAAAACUUCUCAAGGAGUCAAAGAAUAUUAUUGUCCUGACGGGUGCAGGUAUUUCAACGAGUCUUGGAAUUCCGGACUUUAGAUCCAAGGACACUGGCCUUUACUCAAAGCUGGAAAAUCUUGGCUUAAAUGAUCCUCAAGAAGUCUUUGAUAUUCGCAUCUUCCGCGAGGACCCGGGUAUUUUUUAUUCGAUUGCGAAGGAUAUCCUUCCGACUGAGAAGAAGUUUUCACCAACUCAUGGGUUUAUCCGGUUGCUUCAGGAUAAAGGAAAACUGCUUACCAACUACACCCAAAAUAUCGACAAUAUCGAGGCCAACGCAGGCGUGUUCCCUGAAAACAUUGUACAGUGCCACGGCUCUUUUGCCACAGCCACUUGUGUCAAAUGUCAGUAUAAGGUUGCUGGGGACGAAAUUUACGAUGAUAUAAAAAAAGGUUUGAUUCCUGAAUGCGCACAGUGUCGCAAGCGCAUUGCCGAAGAUUCGCAGAAACCACAAGGACAGAAGCGGAAGCGCAACAGCACUAGUGCUCACAAGGAUAGAAGCAAAAGUGGAGAAGACAGCUCUGAUGGGGAGGACUACGAGAUACCAACGCCAGGGGUAAUGAAGCCGGACAUCACUUUCUUUGGAGAAGAUCUCCCCGACGAGUUUGGGCGCCGUCUCCUGCACCAUGACCGAGACAAGGUGGACUUGGUCAUUGUCAUUGGGACGUCUCUGAAAGUUGCACCGGUGGCGGAGGUUCCAGGCGUGCUGCCACCUCACAUACCUCAAAUAUACAUAUCCCGUACCCCUGUAGCACAUACGAACUUUGAUAUCGAUUUGUUAGGCGACUGCGAUGUAGUGGUGUCCGAGCUCUGCCGUAGGGCCGGAUGGGAAUUGAAGCAUGAGAUGAUAUCCCCAGACGAAAAGGUCGAUGUCACUCCAGUUUUCGGAUACGGAUCACGACAUGUAUUCAAGGUUAGCGGAUAGCAU
Molecule: messenger RNA, 1530 nt
Organism: Aspergillus nidulans FGSC A4
Lineage: Eukaryota; Fungi; Ascomycota; Eurotiomycetes; Eurotiales; Aspergillaceae
Product: putative histone deacetylase SIR2
Exons: 5
Coding region: 58-1527 (489 amino acids)
Biological process (GO): epigenetic regulation of gene expression; pericentric heterochromatin formation; subtelomeric heterochromatin formation
Cellular component (GO): mating-type region heterochromatin; rDNA heterochromatin; nucleus
Molecular function (GO): NAD+ binding; histone H4K16 deacetylase activity, NAD-dependent; histone H3K4 deacetylase activity, NAD-dependent
Source: RefSeq, a predicted model, not a curated record